This is a messenger RNA of Varroa destructor (honeybee mite), 7552 nucleotides long. RefSeq lists its product as uncharacterized. Gene Ontology annotation, molecular function: RNA polymerase II cis-regulatory region sequence-specific DNA binding; DNA-binding transcription factor activity. Lineage: Eukaryota; Metazoa; Arthropoda; Arachnida; Mesostigmata; Varroidae. The record is from RefSeq and is a predicted model, not a curated record. Gene Ontology annotation, biological process: regulation of transcription by RNA polymerase II.
AUCUGCCUGGAAAUGGCCGAGAGGCAAGGUGUGCGUUAUAAAAGGCGGUACAAAAGGGCAACGCAUUCAGGACAAAAAGCUGAUCGGGGACAUCUUCGCGGUAACUCUGCUUGUGUUGACUUCAAUGCCAACCUAAUCAAUGUCAGGUGCCUUUUUGACUUAAUUUGUUUAUAUCGAGACAGGCGUAUACAGGUGCAGGUUUGUAAAAUCUUAUCACCAUUAGAAAAAGAAAAAUCAUUUAUUAGCACUGUCUACGGUUCACAUGCGUAGUGGGCAUGCGGGUGUUUGUGCUUCACGUGGUCGGUAGGUGCUGGAGCCAAUCGGACAGGCGUCCUUGGCUCGUCUUCACCAUUGGGUUCUGUCAAAUGACGGCCAAAUCCUAGUGAUGGUUAAGUCAGUAACUAGACCAUUUUUACCCAUGUUUAAGUUUUAUUUUUACAUAUGUGUUUAAGUCUGGGCAUUUGCUCAAAAGAUCUUUUUAGAGCUUUUUCUGUCAAGAAGUGUGUUCGUAGUGGGACGAAGCUGAGACAUGAGGAUGUUUCUGCCCUAUGAGAUGGAACACGUUACCGAUAUUUCAGCUAUAUUUGAGGGUGCGUGUUUAUGAGGUCAAGCGCACACACCUCACAGUUUUCGUAGUAGUGUCACAAGAGAUUCGAGAGCCGAAGUUCCUGAAAGAUUUUAGACAGCCAAGGGAAAAUUAUUGUUUUGGAUAAGGACUGAGGAAGAAUUGAUGUUGUAUGUAAUAAAUAAGGAACUGAUCUACUGAGAUAUGUCGAGACUUAAAACAACUGUAAAUCAGUAUAGUGCGAUCACGUUCAGCCAAGGUAAAUUGCUCCAUUAAAAAUAGUCCUGACGCAAAAUCUAUGAUAACGCACUGCGUGCCAUAUGACCUAGGCAUAAUAUAAUAAUAAUAAUAAAAUAACUAGGCUAUGUAUCGAUGAAUAAAAUGCAUCACGCUUUAUCACUCUUCUAGAAUAUAUAUGAAGUGUGGUGUAUUGACUUUUUAAAAUCCUUAUAGAAAUAUAUAUAUAUGAAAUUCUUAUAGAAACUUGUCUUUAGAGAAAUUAUUAUCAAAGUAGCAGAGUUACCGCUAGACUAUCACAUAUGUCUUAUUACAAGGCGUUUGUGAUUCGAAAAAAGGCGAUGUAUUUUGGCAGACCUUCCGAAGCUAUUUCUAAUCAUAUACAACCGACUUAUAAAGGGAACAAGCGAAAAAAUUACUUUCGACGCUGAUAGUUCGCUGGGUUUUGAGCAAAUGUGCUUGUUUCCUCUACACCUGGUCUAAACUUAUUGUGGGCCGUACAUGUUUACCUCUGGGAGAGGUAAACAUGAAUAUGUACAGCUACCUCUAGAGGGAGCGUUAGAGAAAGAUAUUUUGCACGGUCAAAACGGAGACGUCACGUUUAACAUUAAGGGAGGGCUAUGGAGAAUUAGCUUGUGAUGAGACCACUUCAGUUGUUGCAAAUGUCCGAAUCAUUUUGUCGCAAGGAUGAUUUACUAUGAGUCGCCGUUACUUCUGCAGGCAUAAAAGGAAAAGCCACUCAGAAAAAUUGGGACGGUAGGUUGCGGCCGAUAUUGCCCACUUGUGGCAACAAUGGUGAAGCACAAAAAUAAACCGUAGGCUUAAGAUUUGUAUGACUGUGCUUUGCUAUUUUCCGUCUACGAUCUGAUGACAAUUAACAAUUAUUAUUAAAUAACAUUCACUAGAUAUGUACAUUCAUAGAUCUUUUCCUCAAUAUAAACUGAUUAAAGUAAGCAAUAAUUGUGGUUAAAAGCAAACUCUACCUCUAGUUGUGUUUAACACCUGCCUAGCAAGAUGUUGUUGGGGUCAUUUAAAUCUAUAUGCGCGUCAGACCUUCUCGUUGAGUUACAAUUUUAGAGCAAAAUAGAUUCUGUAGAGUUAUAUGAUUUGAAAAUUGUUCCAUGGAUGUUAAGGGAACAUGUUAUGCUGCUGUCUAACUCGUCUCAUCUGAGUUUACUCAGAAGUAGCUGCAGGGACUAUCUGUCAGACUUCCAAAUCGUCUUAUAGUUACAUCUGGAAUUUUCUAUCGAACCCACAAAAAUUCAGCUUAGAUAAAUUUAGGCAGGUCGUUUAACAAGCUUUCUUUGAUCAUUACUAUUAGCAAUGAUAUAGAGAAGUAUACAUUGACUUGUUCUUGGAGGCUGAGGCUGAGGUUGAGGCUUCAUUUGCCCUCUACAGUACUGGUGCAAAUACAACGUUCGGUAUUACGCGUCGUUCUUUCUGUAUGUAAGUCGGCUUCUUUACAGUUUUCUUCGGCAUUUAUCUAUUCUAUUUUGCUUGGAAGGGUUAUGUUUCAACCAAUAAUCCGAAUUUUUAGAAUAUUGAUUUUAGUGCACUGAACUUAAUCUGCUAUGGUGACGUCAGAACUGUACAUACGUCGGCGGAAGUUGUUGCAAACUGAACUCGCUUCCGCUGACUACGCUAGCAAGGGGUCAUCAUCUACCAGGGGAAAAAUAAAAACAGGCAGUAUUAGAAUAUUUGUUAUAGCACACCGGAGAGUCGACGAAAAAAGUAGCGUCUUUUGAUACCAUUCCUGAAAAACAUGUUAAAUCUUUCCCCGGCUAUUGUCGCCGGCUUGCAUUGAAUCGGAGACGAUUCGUCAUCAUCACACAUUUUAUAGAUCGUCUGCCAUUUCUUUUACGAUUCUGCAAUGGGAACAAUUCAACGGCGGCUUCCUUAAAGCAUCUCUAGCUACUCUGUUGUUGGGGCGCAGACCUUCGUUGUACGUUCGCUGUUUUACUGUGAAAUCAACGUUGUUCUCAAUGGAAGCAGUGUUAUACACACCGUGUCUACUGGAACAACUAGACUUUUUCGGUCGUUACCACCGCUGCUGCAAAAUGAACCGUUGGGGCAUCACGAAGGCAAGGAUUUGUUCAACGUCGGGAGCUGCGUACAAUCGGCUUGGCUUGUAUGGAUUGUUAUUAGCUAUUUCUCCUACUGAUUGCAAUUAUGCAGAUACAAAAAUCGUCUGUCGACAACUAUUGUCAAUUGAAUGUAUCGUUUAAUGACAACGUCGUCAUAUUGAUUGAUACUACCCGCCUGAAUGACUAUAACUGGCAAGUGACCCAGGUUUUCAUCAUCCAAAGAGAAAUAAUAUUCCUACAUUUUUUUUAAGCAGCGUAUUUACUUUCGCACUUCUUUAGUCACUGUAGAUUCAAAGCAUAGAUGCUCAUGGCAAGCAAGCUUUCUGCGAAUGUCCUAUUCUUCCAGCAGUACUGGCAAUUAGACAGUGACAGAGUAGAGUGAUGGGUGAUUAUCUUCUUACGAACGACAUCUUCACGUGGGUAGUGCGUCUGUUAUCUUCAACAAACUGCCCUACAUAAUCCAGCAGGACUCGAUCGAAGUGAAGUAUAAGCAUAUAUUUUUAAGCUACAUGCUACGGCUCAUACUAACGUAAUUUAAUUACUUGAGCCAUCAGCAGCCUGCCAUCAAAAGGUUUUGUGGUGGUAACCAAGAUACGAUGUUAAUUAGCUAAAUUGAUAGGCAUCGAUAUUAUCGUUAUAUGAUCUUCACGGAAAAGUGCGUUCCUUAGCUGAGUAUGCCACUGCACUUAUAUAGUAUUAGUACAGUUCGUUCAUAGAACAGCUAAAAAAUCAGUGUUGGAGAUGUCUCAGCGUCAGUUGCUUCAGGAAUUUCUAGCACUUAUGCAGAGAGCUACAUAUCUGAGAAAAUUAUAGAAAAUGUUUACUUUUAAAGAGAAUUCAACUCUUAUUACUGAGUUCCUCUUUAUUAAGGCCAUAAAGACAAAAUGAGAGAGAGUAUCGUAGCUCAUAUCGAUAUUCUUCUGAGUCAAGGGACCGAAAAAACAAUUCGGAAGUAGAUUUUCUUAAAAAAAUAAAACGCCAACGUAUAGUGUAUAUUUAGAGGCAAAAUAGUUUAGGAUAAUAAGCAAUAGUUUUUUCCAGCGGACUUUUAGUCAUAAUAGAGUUUGCAUAAACAAGUUUAAUAUUGAUCAUGGAGAUAUUCCUUGCAAUCCCUAAACGAAUCUCACAACUUCUCGCACUCUAUGUAUAGAAAUUUUUAGAACGGGUACACAAUUGACUAACAGGACGUAUUUUUUUUUCUUAUUAAGGACGCCUUGUGCAAUCAAGUGUAGACUUACAGCAGUUUCUGAUGUACUAAGGUACAUUUCGUUUCAGCUGACACCUUUUAGCUCAAAUUUUUUUGAUUCAAUUUGUUGAAGGACAUUGGAUAGAGUAGUUCCAAUGAAAUUCUGAAGACUCUAUGUCAUGUAUGCGUAAUUCCUACCUAAACGGCUGUAUUUGGCUAAUGACAUGCCUUUUAACUUUUGUGGUCUUUGUCACUUUGCAGGGUUCUCGUCGGUAAAAUGCUGAUUUAAAACUCGUGUAUUCUAUGGCCAUUAGUUAAGAAUCGUGUACUUGUGGUAUUGUGCGUACAUGAGAUAAUUCGACGCUCAACAAACCAUGCAACCACAUUUCGUCUGACGACUUCACUUCGCCAACAUGAGUGGGCCGUCCAGUUCGAGAGGAUAACAGCAGGACAGUUUACACACCCCACAUAAACGGGUCAGAUGAAUCCGCUGGGGUUGGUGGUUUAGAUAAUUGUAAAACGGUAUUAAAAUUAAGAUGUCGAACGAAACACUGACGAUCAAGGAAGAACAGACAGAAAGGCACGAGAGCAUGACUCCGGUUGAUGUUGGGCUUUAUAAAAAUCUGAACCCGAACCCUCUUGAAAAUAUUCCGAUGCCACUUGCAUUAGCACAACUGCCGGACACAAUGUCGCCGGUAUUGUUCGACAGUGGUCCUCCAACACCGACUACCCGUGAACUGUUAGCAGCCAAAAUGCUCCCACUUGUGGAGCCUGCAGAAAUCCUUCCUACACCAUCGAAUCCUCGAUGGACAAACAACGGUCGGCAGACAUCUGCUGUUCGCAUGCUUGAUUUAGCUGUCACCAUUGAAAGGCAAAUUGUUCAGAAUGGCGGUAAGCCUAUCAGGCAUCGAAAUCACCGAAACGAGCGGUUUCGACUCAAGCCUGAAAUCGAAGCCGAACUUCAGCCCGCAGUAUCACAAUCCAGCGGUGAGCGUACUGUUAGUAUAGGGAGGUCACGUGCAGACCUAUUCCAGGGUCCAUCAUUGACAAUCGUUUCGGGCAGUACCGCCAAAGAAACAGGAGAGGACGCCAGCCAGGCAUCGACUUCUACGACAGAAGGAGGACCAAAGGACGAAACUGAUGACCGACGGAGUGAACAAAGUGACGGGCCAGCUGGAGACGUUGACAAUGUCGACGCUGUGGACCAUGAAGACGACGACGACGGCGGCGAUGAGGACGAUGGGGAAGGACCAGGAAUGGAUUUCUCGCCGGAAUGUAUCCUGCAAGAAGGUGUUGUUCCUAUUGGCGAGAUAGCGCCGACGUCAUGUCAGUGCGGCUUCACAACGUCCGACAUUAGUGAAAUGAAGGCGCACACAUGUCCAGAAGGCACCCUAGUUAAAUGUCAGUUUUGUCCAAAAACCUUCCGACGAGCUGAUCUAGCUCGGCGCCAUUCACGAAAUGCUCAUCCUGAACUUAACAAGGUGCUUGUAUGUCCCGAAGAAGGCUGUACCUAUCGAACGCGAGACGCUCCGCUGUUUGAACGACACGUGAUGCGGCACAAAGGAAUCAAAUUUUGCGAAUGUGAUCAAUGUGACUAUAAAACUGACUCACCAAAAUGUCUUCGCAUACACAAGCUGACGCAUUCGGGCGAGAAGCCGUUUGCGUGCCACCUUUGUGAUUACCGGGGCACACAACGCGGCCACUUGCGCGAUCACAUUCGGCUAGUUCACAUCAAGUCGAAGGAUUUUCACUGUGAGAUAUGCGGAAUGCAGUUUGGCAUCAAAGGCGCCCUGAAACGCCACAUCAAAAACAUACACGAAAAACCAAACAAAACGUACACUUGUAACGAGUGUGGCUACGUGACAGCUCGGCGUGACCGGCUGCGCGAGCACUAUCGGAGUCAUAGCGGUGAGAAGCCGUUUGCGUGCACGUUGUGCAGCUAUCGCACGGCAUCAAGACAAAGCCUCAAUAAGCAUGCCAAGGGCCAUCUAAAGCGAGCAGUGAAGGCACUUAACAUGGCGAAUCAGGUUGAGGACGCACAGACUCUCUCGACGCAAGAUGACGCCGGGACGGAACUCGAGUGCGGCGGAGAGGAGGAAAGUCAAGCUUCAGUAGUUAGCGAAAGUUUCGUGAGCAACGUCGCGGCCCAGCUCGAACGAAUGCAGCGACUGGUCAGAGCAGCGCAACAUGAGGCUGCUCAAGCGAGCAGUUCAUACUGAUCUGAUCUGCACCGCUGACCUUCGCCGUUUCCUAAAAUAUUCAACUCAGUCCCGAUAUAUAUAUAUAUAUAUAUAUAUAUAUAAUUAAAUUAUUGCUAGUGUUAACCAUCAGAUUCAUCAUCGUAUCAACCACUCUAAUAGCGACAGAAAAUAGUUCAAGGGAGUUGGCUUGGUGGCUGAAGGCAGCAGCGUCAAUAAAUAGAUGCUGUUGUAGAAAUGUAUAUUUCAUAACCUGAAAACGUUUGUGAAUAGUCGUGACCGCGCUAAUUUACAGGCCUGGAUAUGGCGUACACUUUAUGUUCAAAGCCUGCAUCUGUCGAGAUAGACAGAAGAAGUUUAUAAACACAACUCGGCAAUGUUAAAGUUAUGUUUUGAUUAAAAACAUCUAUUUUCUAAGACGCACAAGCCACUAGUAGCCGAAUAGGAUACAAACUGAACGUCUAUAGUCUUAAGGGCUAUUUGUUGUCUCUAGCUGGGUCAUGAGUCAUGUAUAUCGUAGACAAAGCGAAGAUGCAGUAGUUAAAACGAAACUGUUCAUUUUCGUUUUCUGUUUGUGAGUCAUUAUUGUUAUAGUUGAAAAAUACGCUGGCAGCGUAUUCUUCAACUUCUCUAUUGUCUUAUAGCAGUAAUAUAAUAUACAAUAUAGUGUGGUUAUGGAAAAUAAUCAGAACGGUGGUAAUAACUUAUUAUUGUGGCUGCGGGCAACGUAAUACCGUUAUCACAAAAGUACUGUAGAAUGCGAAAAUUUAGACUAUUAUCUGUUUGUCUAGUAGGACUACUUCUGCUACUUUCAAGUGUGGCUAUUUGUACAGGAAAACAAAGCUAAUUAAUAUGUGACCUAGGAUGUCCUACUGUAUUAUUAUUGAGUGAUGUAUGUGCGUGUGUGCCUGUGCAAUUUUUGUGUAUGUGUGGUAAGGAGCAAAUAGCAAUGACAUUCCUAUUUUGUGAUUUGCCAAAAGCGAGGUGAACAAGAAGCGAUAUUCUUUCAUUUGUCAUGGGUUACCGAGAUACGAAAAGUUCUCUGUGCAAGUCUGGAAGCUUCGCAGGACGGGAAAAGAAACAAGGGUCAUGGAGGUUAUUCUAAGCACUGUGUAAACACAAUUUAUUACGAGUAUAUAUAGAAGUAUAUACGUGUGACGAAGAUAUCAGGAAAGAAAGCGCAGGAGACGAAGUGCAUAUCGACUAACGAAUGUAUCCCGGUGCAUUUUGGGAUCAGUAUAUAGGCCUGUACAAAGCAAAUAUAUAAAUGAAUAAAGACGAU